This is a messenger RNA of Brassica oleracea var. oleracea, 1899 nucleotides long. Its product is annotated as mediator of RNA polymerase II transcription subunit 8-like. The transcript has 12 exons. Bases 209 to 1756 code for a protein of 515 amino acids. Lineage: Eukaryota; Viridiplantae; Streptophyta; Magnoliopsida; Brassicales; Brassicaceae. The record is from RefSeq and is a predicted model, not a curated record. Gene Ontology annotation, cellular component: mediator complex.
AGAUGAGUACAGAGCUCAAUUCCGACGAACUUGUCGGAAACAAUCACAUCGCAUUCCUCCGAGUCACCAGGAACCAAUCUCCCAUCAGAAGAAUCGAAUCCAUCAAUUCUCGGAUCUCUCUCUCUCUCUCUCCUUUAUUCUCCUAUACUUCCCAUUCAAAGCAAGCUUCUUUACAGAACUAGGGUAAGAAAAACCCUUGAGGAGCUCAAUGGAUACAGCGACGCAGCCACCACAAGGACAGCCGCCUCCAGUGGCUGAGAAGCUGAAUCCGGAACUUGUACAGCUUCUGAAUCUAGAGUCUGUAAAGACACGAGCCGAUAGCUUGUUCAAGGCAAUUUCUCGGAUCCUUGAAGAUUUCGACGCUUAUGGUCGAACCAACACUAGUCCUAAAUGGCAGGACAUUCUAGGGCAAUAUUCCAUGGUGAAUCUCGAGCUCUUUAACAUUGUGGAAGAGGUGAAGAAAGUCUCCAAGGCCUUUGUUGUGCUUCCAAAGAACGUCAAUGCCGAGAAUGCUCAAAUUUUACCGGUUAUGUUGUCUUCCAAGUUACUUCCGGAGAUGGAAGCUGAUGACAACGUCAAGAGAGAGCAGUUGCUUCAAGGCGUUCAGAAUUUGCCUGUGCCAAUGCAGAUUGAAAAGCUAAAGGAGAGGAUGACCUUGAUUGCACAAGCUUGUGAAAAUGCUGAGAAAACUUUAGCUGAUACUCGUAAAGCCUAUGGAUUCGGCGCACGUCAAGGCCCAUCUAUGCUUCCAACUAUGGACAAAGUUCAAGUUGCAAAGAUUCAGGAGCAGGAGAGCAUGCUUCGAGCUGCUGUAAAUGACGGCGCAGGAACAAGGCUGCCUCCAGACCAGAGACAGAUAACCACUGCACUUCCACCACAUCUGGUAGAUGUGCUAUUCGUCAAUGAUGCAGGCAAGAAUGCAUUACCUGUGGCAUCAAACAACAUCAACAGUCAAGGGAAUAUGAUGCAGGUCUCUGGAACACAAUUUAUGGGAAGAACAGCUGCAUCUCCAUCUAAUGCAAACUUUGAUACCACAAGAUCUCCCUUGCCAUAUUCCAAUUCUCCUCAAUCCGCGGGUAUGCUUAAUGCCCCUUCGCCUCAGCAACAACAACAGCAGCAGCAAAGGUCGAAGCUAAUGCAGUUGCCUCAACAUCAACAUCAACAGCAACUACUUGCACAACAACAACAGCUCAGGCAAUCUUCUAUGCAACAGAGUCAGAUGCCAUCACUCCAUGAUUUGCAAGCUCAGCAGAAGUUUCAGUCGUUACAUGGGCAGCAACAUCAAAUGCCAUAUUCUCAGUCAAUGGGACACCAACAAUACCAAGCGAGACAGCUAUCAGGUGGACAUAUUCAGCAUGGCAUGUCUCAAGGACAGCUCAAUCCAGCGAUGUUGAACCGUCAGUUGAACCAGUUUUCAGGUGGAGCGAAUAGUGCAAUGUUUACAUCUGCACAAGGCUCCCCAAGUAGCCAGAUGAUACCAAACAUGUCGUCUAUGCAAUCUCAGACACUUAAUCCUAGAAUGCAGCAGUAUGGAGUUUCGGGUACCAAUGCUCAAAGAGGCCAUGCGUCUCAAAUGUUGGGUGACCAGAUGUUUAACAACAGCGGAAUGAUGCAAACUCAACAGUCGCAGCAACCACAACAGCAACAACAGCAGCAGCAACAGCAAGGAGGCUAUGGAAAUAUGCAAACCAAUCAGCAGAAUCUACAGCCUAACAUGUUGCAGAAUCCACAACAAAGACACCAAAACCCUCAAUAAAACUCCCCCUUUUGUAUGACUUGGGCUUGUAAUAGGAACCCUUUUCCGACUUGUGGUUAUAACUUAUAACGUACCAGUACGGGCCUGGCGCAUUAUUUACUUCAAACAAGGUUUAUGUUGAUGGGUGAAGAAUCCUUUUGGUC